This is a messenger RNA of Grus americana (Whooping crane), 1632 nucleotides long. RefSeq names its product chromosome 17 C20orf96 homolog (gene C17H20orf96). The coding region runs from base 129 to 1466 and encodes 445 amino acids. Lineage: Eukaryota; Metazoa; Chordata; Aves; Gruiformes; Gruidae. The record is from RefSeq and is a predicted model, not a curated record. The transcript has 10 exons.
CCCGCGGAACACCACACAACCCUCCACCGCGGCUUCCCUAUCGCCUUGAGUCUUGCACGGGGCCUGGCAGCCCGGGGCCUGCGGGUGGCGCCUGCCCGAGCUCUUCCUGCCCGGUGUGGCCGGAGGCCAUGCCCGGCCCAGGGCACCCGCCACGCGGCGCCCGUUUGACCCCGGUACCGUGCACCUGCCCGACCAUUUCCCCCGACCCACAAGGCUUCGCGCCCGGCCCCGCGGGCGGGCCCGGAACCUGCGCAGAGAUGGAUACACAGGGCCUGGUCCUGAGCAUCAUGGAAGAGUUCAAGAGAAUAGAUUACAGCAAAUGGCAGAAGACAGCAGCAGAGGAGAGAAAAUCUCCAGCCCACAGGUUGACUUUGCCACCACUCACUGAUGAGGACAAGAAGAAGAAGAAAGGGGAGAAGAACAAACCAGUAGUUGCAUUUAUGCUGAGUAAAAAAACACCCUUGCCUUCGGAGACAUCAUCAUCCCAGGAGAAAUACAGAAGUUUUGCUCAGAGGAAAUUAGCACUCAGGAAGGCUGAAUUAGCUAAUACCUUGGAAGAGAUCAAAAUUGCCACGAAUCUGACCAGUCUGAAGAAAAAUGCUAUUGAGGAGUUGAAGCAGUGCAGUGCCCGCCUGGCAGAGACCAACUGCCAGCUGAUUAAGGACAUCCAGCACACCGAUGACAUCACUGCCAAGCAAGCCAGGGCCCUGCUGCGGCAGUAUGAAGUACUUCAGAGAGUGAAGGCAAUGGUGCAGACCUUCAAUCAGAACCAGCUGGAUACAGCAAGGGCAGAGCUCCAGGAAAUGGAAAAAACAAUGGAAAAGAAUCUGGGAAAGCUACAGCAGCAGCUGGAUGAAGUCACAUCAAAGGUACAGGUUCUCCAGGACAAGCUCGGCAUCCUGCGGACCUACAUUGAUGAGCAGUAUCCAGAACAAGCUGUCCAGAUAGUCCUUCUGCAGCACAGCAUCCAGAACCUAAAGGAGCAACAGCAGGUGCUGAGACCUCUCCUUCCCUACAGCAUUGCCAGGGAGGAAGGAAUACAAUGGUUAUCUUGCCUAGCACUCCUGUUGUUUCUGUGCACUGCUUCCUGCCAUUCUCAGGAAGAGAUAAAGAAGACAGAAGAAACGGGGAAGGCCAUCUUGGAGGAACUGGAAGAGAAAACACGGGCAGAAGAAGAGGCGCUAUUACAGAAAGUCGUGGAGGAGAUGCUGCUGCACCAGGAUGGCCUGAAGCAGAUGGUGAUAAACAAUCACAUUCUGCAACGUGAAAUACUGAGGCAAAGGGAGAUUAUUAAGGACCUGGAGGAAGAGAUUGGUGAGCUGAAGAGAAGCAUCCAGACACUCCGCCAGAGAGCAAGAGACCCAAAAGAGCUGAUCUUUGCUGAUGUUCUUCUCCGCAGACCAAAGUGCACGCCGGACACGGAGGUGGUCCUCAGCAUCCCCGCCAAGGGGAUGCCGCUCAUCUGAUGCUCGGUCAGGCUCCACUCACCCAGCACGCAGCUCGGCUGGGCUCAGGUGAGGUGCUGAGCUGCAGAGCCCUCCUUUCCCGUCGGCACUUCUCCAGCCCAGCUCUGCUCAGCCGCCUUGGGGACUCACUGAUGUGGUUAUACGGUGCAGUAAAGGUGUUGCCGUC